UAUAAAACUGAUAGUUUGAGCGACCGAAUAGUUAUCUCGGUACCAACACGAGAAUGUCUAGGGUACAACCAUGUUAUUUAGAACGUAAAAGGUGAACAGGUUUGUUGUAUUUAUCCGACGGAUCUAAUAAUCAAGUAGUUGGAGAGUAAAUAACGCAAUACGUUUUACUCUUCAAUAGGAGUAUAAGUAGCUUCUAGUGCUGUGGUGUAAAGAUGGACGCGGAAGGUGACCCUAAGGAGCACUGCUGCUCGAAGACCCGCUGUAGCGUAAUAGUGUUCGCUUUUUUGCUGGUCAGUGUGGCUGUACUAUGUGUUGUCACUUUUACGGGAGACGUUCGGAAAAGGGUUCAAUACGAUACGUCCGACCUACAGUGGUGGAAGACGACACCCGUCUAUCAGAUCUACCCAAGGUCAUUCAAGGACACCAACGGGGACGGAGACGGCGAUCUCAAUGGUAUAACAGAGAAGUUGUCGUACCUGUCCUACCUCGGGAUAAAGGCAGUAUGGAUCAGCCCAUUCUACAAGUCUCCAAUGAAAGAUUCCGGCUAUGAUAUCAGUAAUUACACAGAAGUCGACCCUCGGUUCGGAACAAUGGACGAUUUCGACCGUCUUCUGGAAGAGGCAAAGAAAAAAGAUAUCAAGGUGAUAAUUGACUUUGUGCCUAACCAUACAAGUAACGAGAGUGAAUGGUUCGUAGACAGCGAGAACAGGGAGGAAGGUUACGAUGAUUUCUACGUGUGGGUAAACGGCACAUCCGGCACGCCCCCUAACAACUGGAAAAACACCAUUGGCAAUUCCGCCUGGACGUGGAGUGAUAAGAGACAACAGUACUACUAUCACAAUUACCUCAUAGAACAACCAGACCUCAACUACAGGAAUCCCAACGUCAUAUCUGUUAUCCAGGAUGUGAUGAGGUUUUGGUUGGACAAGGGAGUGGCCGGGUUCCGGAUAGAUGCUGUUGUCCACCUGUUUGAAAGUGAAAAUCUUCAUGAUCAAGUGGAAGAAGAUGGUAAAACGAUACAAAACGAAACUGUGAAUUUACCCGAGAUUUUUCCUGUAAUUCAAGGUUGGAAGAAAUUACUAGACACAUACAGUGACCCGCCAAGGGUCAUGUUUUCGGAGACCACUUCCGUUGACAAAGACAUUGUCAAGAAAUACUACGAUGCCGGCACGAUACCAUUCAACUUUGACCUGGUCAAGAAAGUUAACAGAACGUGCGAUGGAUCGUGCAUGAGAGACGUCAUCAAAGAGUACACUAAAGAGACACUACGGUCAGACGACUGGCCGAAUUUCUUAACAGGAAGUCACGACUUCUCGCGGGUGGCUACGAGACUUGGAGAAAAUCGGGCCCGGGCAAUGGCCAUGCUUCUUCUCACCCUUCCUGGUACCCCCGUCAUUUAUUACGGCGAGGAGAUAGGCAUGACCGACGUACACUACACAUUCAACGAGAGUCGGGACACAUUUGGACUCCGACUUGGAAAGGACGGAUAUCUGAGUAAGACUAGGGAUCCUGAACGUUCGCCCAUGCAAUGGACGUCCGGUGUGAAAGCUGGGUUUACUAAUCAAUCCGUAACACCGUGGCUGCAUCUGAGUUCGGAAUAUGCCACAGUUAAUGUACAGGUGCUAAAGGCAAACGCUAGUGGGAUUUUGCAAUUGUAUAAAAAUCUGAUCGAGACCAGGAGGCACCCGUCAUUUGAGACCAAUACUCUCGAAUUUGCAGUAGUGACUUCUGAUAUUCUAUCUUAUGUACGAAAUGCAGAGGGCUGGCAGACGCACCUAGUCGUAAUCAAUCUUGGUUCCAAGAGUGUAACACAUGACUUUUCCUCCGGUCCAGUGUUCUCCACCAAAGGAAAAGUUGCUAUAACGACGGACGAUUCGAUCCAAGUCGGACAGGAUGUAGAUCUGUCAAGUGUUUCCGUAGGGUCUAAUCAGGGCAUUGUCGUUGCUGUCACUUAUCAAGAGCAUUAAAUGACAGAUUUUUUUUUUAUUUCAAUGUUGAAUUUAAGAGAGGUCGCGGAAGGGACAUCAUUAACCCAGAUGCUAUUUUCUCGUCUUUUUUGAGUUAUAAUAUAGUAUAUGGGGAUUUUGAGAAUGAACUCCAUUUCAGAAAAUAUACCUGGAUUGCCAGAAAUGAUCCUAUUAAUUAGAAAAGAUAAAUAAUUAUAUUUUAUAAUUGACUAAUAGAAUCUAUAUUUCCUGUGUGAUGUUAACAAAAGCAUCUAAACUCGAUGGUUAGGUUUUGGAAGUUAAGCACCCUCCAUGCAGGUUUCGACUGGGUGAACCUUUUUCUGUGUAGUUAUCAUAUGGAACCGGAAUGUAAUUGUGACGAAUGGACGAAACUUGUUUCUAUUGAUCUCUGGUGGAUUUCAUAACAAAUAUGUGAGACAAUUUUUUAUUAUGACAUGGUUUUGUCCGGGGUACCGUAAAGUUGAAAUAAACCUGUUUUUUUUAUCUGUAUUUGAAGAAAACUCCGAACAAACAUAAACAAGAAAACACAUUGUUUUAUUAUGCCAUAAAGGGCGAAAUUUCAUUUGUGCUUAUUACCGGACAUCCAAAAUGCCGACGGGCCAGGCGUGCGUUUCGCUCGUCAUUUUAAAUAUACAUUACACUGAUGGACAAUCCAAAUUGAGUAUAUUUUCCAGUAGCCUUGAUUCACUAUAAAUAUGUAUCUAAGCAUCUCUAUAUACAUUUUAGCAUGAAACUUUCUUCAUUUGUAUUUAAAAUCUAUGGCGUUCAGCAUUCAGGUUUAUUCAUCAAUUCAUUUUCAAUAUAUCUAGAACACAGUAAAAAUGACCUAUACUACGGAAUUAACUAUCUAAGUCCGUGCCUAUAACCCUGGGGAGAUGUAUGGAAAUGUUGUUUUAAAGAAAGGAUAUAAUAUACUUUCUGUAUAAUUCCAUCUUUAAAUAUCUAUGUUAAUAUUAGAAAAUGUAAAGUAUGCCGAAGAUGUUUAUCAUAAUCUGCAUGCUUUUCAAUGGAAAUACACUGUAUGACAAAGUUUUAUAUAUAAUGCGUCCACGAGAGGGUUCGUGUAAU
Messenger RNA from Mizuhopecten yessoensis (Yesso scallop), 3035 nucleotides. Its product is annotated as maltase A1-like. Bases 213 to 1967 code for a protein of 584 amino acids. The transcript is spliced from 10 exons. NCBI's taxonomy places the organism in Eukaryota, Metazoa, Mollusca, Bivalvia, Pectinida, Pectinidae. Gene Ontology annotation, biological process: carbohydrate metabolic process. The record is from RefSeq and is a predicted model, not a curated record.